This is a messenger RNA of Ramularia collo-cygni, 3087 nucleotides long. RefSeq lists its product as uncharacterized. The transcript has 2 exons. The record is from RefSeq and is a predicted model, not a curated record. Lineage: Eukaryota; Fungi; Ascomycota; Dothideomycetes; Mycosphaerellales; Mycosphaerellaceae. The coding region runs from base 1 to 3087 and encodes 1028 amino acids.
AUGGUAGCUGACAAGGCCGACGAGAGCUCUCGGCCAGAAAAGGAGAGGCCAACCUCGCAGGGAUCUGCUUCAUCGGGCGACAAUUAUGAAAAGUCAGACUCUGAUGAUGACGAUAUCCCUCCAGAUGACGCUGGCGAGGACUCUUCAAGCAGCGCGGGACCGGCUGGUGAAGGUGCGGCCUUGUCUGAGAGGCAGAGGUCGAAGAUGCCUAUUGAAUCCGACGAAGAAACAGAGACGAACACGCAGUGCAACACAGGCGUUCGUGUACCACUCAAKAAAAUCAACAAGGAGCACAAAGCAGACUUGAGACGGAGUAAAAGCGCCGGGAAUCAAGUAGAGACCACCGGAUCUGGCAGCACUUCUCGGCGAUUAAGCAUUGGGGAGCAAAUCAAGGCGAUUGCGCAGAAAUGCCACAUCAGGCGCAAUUCGCAGCUCGAAUCAUCCGGACAAGCCAAUACCCAACGGUCUUCUCGACCGACUUCUCGAAGAGGCACCGAGUCUGCGGUGGACUUUCAAGGAAAAGUUUCCGUCAAGCAGGUAGAUCGGAAUCUUGACCCACCAGCAGCUGUGCACGAGUCUCCCACGGACGUAAAAGAGCUACAGGCGGGUGGAGUUAUUCUUGAUAAAGCAGGCAGAAAGGCUUCCCUGAAGGUCACCCUGGCUAAGAAGGAGCAGGAGAAGAAAGAACAGAAGCAGCGGGAGUAUGCUGCUUCUCUUGCCCUCAGAGAAGCAAGGUCUAUUGCUAGCAGAGCAUCUUCGUCUUCGCAAGUUGAAGCAAGCUCAUCGAGGGCCCCCCAUGGGCUAGGCCAAGGUCUUCUGGACCAAUUAGUAGAAUAUGACCUGGAGGAUCGGGUGGAGCGGGAGUCGUCAAGAAACCAGGAGAAUAUCACUCCAACCAUUGCGGAUGAGCCGCCUGUUGAGAACUCCGACAAUACGGACAUCGAUGACCAUUCUGACACACUGGAAGACGAUUCAGACGCUCCUGACGACAACACACCUCCUGACUACAGUAAGCCUCCCGACGACAGUAAGCCUCCUGACGACAAGCCACCCCCGACCACCUUGUGCGCCCAAUUUGGAAUCACGUACGACCAGGAUCCAUCAGUUGCAAUCCAGUCACUCAGCCGCACUGCGGGCCUUCCGAGCUACCUCAUUUCGCCACGAGGAUCUCACUUUCACACAUCUUCCGCGGACACACAAGCAACUGGAAAGCCAGUCUGCUGGACCCCAGAGGUGGCCAUUCUCGACAAAACGCCACCGGAGCCGUCUCCACAGCAUGAGCAAUUUGCCGCAGCGAGCAGUGACCUUUUAAAGCGUCAUGGGUUCUUCAGUUCCAACUUUGUCUUGUAUCUUCUAGAUCAGCUUGGGAACGAGUUUUGUCCAGAUCCAAGCGACACGGCUCCAAUCCCUGGAAUGCAUUGUUCCGAAGAAUCGACAGCAGAUCAGACCAAGGACUCUUUAUCAGCCGUACAGAUCGUGAUAGACGAGCAUGACUGGCUGGAGUAUUCUCAUUCCGCACAAGAGGAAAUUUCGAGAUCGCCUGCGUCAAUGAUUCCAUGUUCAACCGAGAACUUGGCAGGUGCGCAAAGACAGUAUGAUAGGCUCGAUCUGUGCCGUCCUUCCAGCAUACCAAGUGCCCGGUCUUCACCAGAGACUGAGGAAUCGUAUGUCUGUGACAUACAGAGCCCUUCUCCCUACUCCCUCGACGACGCGACAUCUGUCAUCAGCGAACGCUGUGCGCCAACUUGGCUUCAACCGACUAUGUUAAACUUGGGUAUACAAUCUCCUGUGUCUCCCGAGCUUCAUAACAGCAACGACUUCGGAGCGAUGCUCGAGAAAUCAUACAACGCUUCGUGUUCGACUCGCACGCCGCCAGCAGAUUUGGGCACUCUGUACAGGUCUAACCUCUCGGGGAAGUCCGUUACUCGCGCUGAGAACGAUCCAGUUGACAAUUCAGCUGCCACCGCUGCAGUCUGUGCGCUGACUGUGGAGGAUGACAAAGAUACUGUAACGAAGCUGUUGCUACUGGAGUCCUGGCUUGACCCCUUGAUCGUCACAUCUUGCCAGAUGGCUCCUCAAGGAGAGACUCAGAAUUCUCGGGACGCUCAAAGCAUUUGCAGCUCGAAGGACUGGGUCGCAAAUGCGCAAGAUGUACAAUCUUCUCAUCGGGGCCCAUUGGCUCGACUGGACAUUCCUGCCCCAAGCACCCAGGGAGACUUCAAUGCUGCCGACUAUCACACACACGAAGACCCUCGCCUUGAUAUGCUUGGACUCUAUAGAGGUCCAGACAUGUUGAAAGUUCUCACGCCACAACCUGACGUAUCGCAGCGAGCAAGCUCAAGUUCGAGUACCAUCUCACAGAGUUCCAUUGUUACCGCGUUCAAUGACUCUGAUCUGGCCACGUCUAAGAGCUUUGAUCAUAUUGCCACCAGUCUCAACGGCUCUGGAACUCGUUGCCUGGACAUUGACAGUCAUUGUGUUGGAGCAAACGCAGAACCUUCUUUGGCAUGCUCUGACACUCUGCUGCCAAAGCGGUCGGGCUCGAGUUCAACUAGUUCAUCGCGGACAUCAAUUAUUGCCGCUGUCACUUCGCCCUCGAACGCUUCGACUAUUUCCCAUACAUCCUCUCACUCGGGAAGCAGUUCUGGAAGCUCCGGUAGUGUUCCGGUCGCGUUCGGACUGGACGGCAUGUCACAAAAAUGGACACCUCGAAUGUCGAAGUCCCAGGCCAGCAUACGCAUGGACAAAGACUCCAAUGUCUCCUAUAAAGAUUCUUCGAGUGACACUACCGAUGAGCCCUCAAAGACAUGUCCAGUACCUAAUACUGAAGCUUUGAGGAAGUUUGUCAUGAAGCAUCCUAGCCUCCAGCCCGCACAUGAUGCUGGCAAAUCCGCGAAGAGACUGGAUGUUCGUAUGACGGUCCAAAAGAGAAGACGGCUCGAGAACUUGURGGGUCCAUGCUCUGAAGGCGAGGUACCAGAAAGUGGGAUCCCUGGUUGCAAGACCUUUCAUACAGUCGAGGAGGCGCCAGAGCUGGCGUCGGGUCACGAACUCGAUGCAACUCCAUCCCUCAUAGACGGACGAUGA